Messenger RNA from Olea europaea var. sylvestris, 2205 nucleotides. RefSeq lists its product as uncharacterized. The record is from RefSeq and is a predicted model, not a curated record. Lineage: Eukaryota; Viridiplantae; Streptophyta; Magnoliopsida; Lamiales; Oleaceae. Bases 1 to 2205 code for a protein of 734 amino acids. Gene Ontology annotation, biological process: DNA integration. Gene Ontology annotation, molecular function: RNA-DNA hybrid ribonuclease activity; nucleic acid binding. The transcript has 4 exons.
AUGAAAACUUUCCUCAUCAGGAAUGUGGACGUCUUUGCUUGGAGACACGGGGAUAUGGUAGGCAUUGACCCUAAAGUCAGCUGCCACCACCUGGGAAUUGAUCCCGAAGCUGCCCCGCAUAGACAGAAAAGACGAUCUCUCAAUCCAGAGAGGUAUGAGGCCCUAAAGCUGGAAGUGAAAAAACUGAUUGACAACGGUUUCAUUAGGGAGGCGAGGUAUCCAAAGUGGGUAUCCAAUCCGGUGCUCGUAAAGAAACACAACGGUAAGUGGAGGGUAUGCGUAGACUUUUUCGAUCUCAACCAUGCAUGCCCCAAAGAUAGCUUCCCCCUUCCCAGAAUCGAUCAACUGAUUGUUACGACAGCAGGGCAUGAACUCCUAAGUUUCAUGGACGCCUACUCAGGUUAUAAUCAGAUCCCCAUGUUCCCAGGCGACGAGGAAAUCACGUCGUUUAUUACAGACAGAGGCCUUUACUGCUACAAGAUGAUGCCCUUCGGCUUGAAGAACGCCGGGGCAACGUACCAGAGGCUCAUCAAUAAGAUGUUCUCUGAACUCCUGGGAAAGACGAUGGAAGUUUACGUAGAUGACAUGUUAGUGAAAACCCUCAAGGCAGAAGACCACGAAAUGGAAAAUGCCGACCCUCCAACAUGGAAUUUGUUUGUCGAUGGAUCGGCCAGGGACUCGGGAUCAGGGGCAAGAGUUGUUUUGACCAGUCCGAAAGGUCACAGAUUGGCCUCGGUAGUGAGGUUUGGGUUCAAGGCAAUGAACAAUGCUGCAGAAUAUGAGGCCCUCAUUGCUGGCCUAAGGUUGGCAAGAGAGAUGCAAGCUCAGAGGCUCCACGUGAGUAGUGAUUCCCAGCUUAUUGUAAGCCAGGUCAAGGGCGACUUCGUGGCAAAGGAAAAAGAUGACGUGCUCUUCAAGAGAGGCUUCUCACAGCCACUCCUUCGUUGCGUUGGUGGGGAAGAAGCAGAUUACAUAUUGAGAGAGAUCCACGAAGGUAUAUGCGGGAAUCACUCAGGAAGCUUGACGCUGGCACAAAAGGUGCUGAGACAAGGCUACUACUGGCCGACCCUCAAAAAGGACGCAAUCCAGUUCGCUAGGAAAUGCGACAAAUGCCAACGCUUCUCCCCCAUACAAAGGCAACCAUCCCAAGAGCUGACUGUGGUCUCCAGCCCAUGGCCAUUUUCGAAAUGGGGCGUGGACCUCAUAGGUCCCCUACCUAAAGGUAGAAGAGGGGUCAGCUUCGUUAUAAUAGCGAUAGACUACUUCACGAAGUGGGUAGAAGCCGAACCACUUGCAAAGAUAACGGAAACGAACACCUCCAAAUUUCUGUGGAAGAACAUCAUCUGCAGGUUCGGCAUUCCUCAUUCCAUCGUCUUCGACAAUGGGCGACAGUUCGACAACAAGAAGGUACGGGACAUGUGUGAUGAACUGGGUAUAAAGAAACACUUCUCCUCCCCUCAUCACCCCCAGGCCAAUGGACAGGUGGAAGUCGUUAACAAAACGAUCAAGCAUGUCCUAAAAAGAAAACUGGAUGCCUCAAAAGGAGCGUGGGUAGAUAAACUCCCACAUGUCUUAUGGGCAAUCAGAACCACUACCAAGACGCCGACGGGAGAAACCCCCUUCUCCAUGACAUACGGCACAGAAGCCAUGAUUCCUGUCGAAGUGGGGAUACCAUCACCACGUCGUCUUCAUUUCAGCGAGGUGUUAAACGAUGCACUCCAGAGAGGGGACCUAGACUUCAUUGAUGAAAAAAGGGACGCCUCACAAGCAAAGCUUGUCAUUUACCAAAGAAAAAUGGCCAAGUACUACAACUCCAAAUUGCGGAAGAAAUCAUUUAGGAUCAACGAGCUCGUUCUACGAAGGGUCUUUUUAUCGAAGGAGCCCAACGAGGGGACCCUGGGACCAAACUGGGAAGGGCCAUACAAAGUCAAAGAAGAAAUCCGACCUGGGACACACCGCAUUGAAGACAUGGAUGGCAAGCGUGGGCGCCUCAGAGUAGAGGGACUGAACAGUCUCCUCGAUCGCACCAGAGGCGCACGCCACAUGCCUCCAUUCGACGAUGCUAAACGUCGAAAUGGGGAGGCCACUGCAUGGAUGCACCAUUCACCAUGCGUCGAAACGCAGGAGCCUCGGAGUAGAGAGACUGAAAAGCCUCAUCGCUCGCUCCUAAGGCUCACGCCAUAUGCCUCCAUUCGACAUAGCUGA